Molecule: messenger RNA, 3376 nt
Organism: Rosa rugosa (rugosa rose)
Lineage: Eukaryota; Viridiplantae; Streptophyta; Magnoliopsida; Rosales; Rosaceae
Product: leucine-rich repeat receptor protein kinase HPCA1-like
Biological process (GO): protein phosphorylation
Molecular function (GO): protein binding; protein kinase activity; ATP binding
Source: RefSeq, a predicted model, not a curated record
UUCCAUUUCUGUCAUAUCCAGUAAAACCUCGGACCCUUUCUAUCUCUAAGUUAUUAAAAAAUUGUUGGACCAAUUGGUUUGAAUAUGGAAGAUCGAUGGUUACAUUUGUUACAAGUUUUGGAAUCUGACCAUGGACUAUCCGAGGGUCGAAAUCUCGAUAGACUUAAAUAGGCUACAUCUGAGUUACUUCUUCACAGAUUGAUUGUUCUACACAGCAAAAGUUGGCUAGUAAGGUGACUAAGAAGGUUUUGAUGCCCAUUUGCCAUAAAGUAAUGGGUUUUGCCACUCGUGUGUUUCGGCUAUUCCUGUUAAUCCCAUUCUGUUUUUUUGCAGCAGAGGGAACUGUUCAGGAAUAUAAUGCUAUUUGGACACUAAGGGAUGAAUGGGGCAUCAACCCUCGAAGUUGGGUUGGUUCAGAUCCUUGUGGCGACUGGAAUGGUAUUAAUUGCACCAAUUCAUGGAUCACUGCUAUAACAUUGCCAGACAUGCGUUUGAAAGGUGGGCUACCUAGUGAUAUCGAGACGUUAUCUGAGCUACAGAUUCUGAAUCUGGCUUUCAAUGAGGACCUGAAGGGACAGCUUCAAGCAUCAAUUGGAAACUUGAUCAAACUAGAAACCUUAAUCCUGGAUGGUUGCAGAUUCUCUGGUCCUAUUCCAGCUACAAUAGGAUCUUUAAAGCAACUUUCUUAUCUAUCUCUGAAAAACAAUAGAUUUAGUGGUCCAAUUCCACCUUCCAUUGGCAAUCUAGCCAAUCUUGUCUUUCUGGACCUAUCAGACAACAUGCUUGGGGAUUCCAUUCCAGUCUCUAAUGGGACUGCACCUGGUCUUGAUAUGUUAAAUAAAACACAGCACUUUCAUUUGUCAAAUAACCAGCUCUCGAGCAGCAUUCCACCUCAACUGUUCAGCUCAAAUAUGUCUCUGAUACAUUUGAUUUUUGACAGAAAUAAUUUUACUGGCAACAAUAAGCUGACUGGCCCGGUGCCCAACCUUACUCUCAUGGAUUCCCUCAACUAUGUGGAUAUGAGCAAUAAUACUUUUGAUGCUUCAGAUAUUCCUAAUUGGUUUUCAACUUUGAAGUUCUUGACAACAUUGAUGAUGGAAAACACAGGACUUCAGGGACAAGUCCCUCAAGCCCUUUUCAGCCUUCAAAAUUUGGAGACAGUGAUACUGAAGAACAACAGUCUCAAUGGUACAUUGGAUAUUGGAGCAAAUUAUGGCAACCAAUUGAACCUAAUUGAUCUGCAGAAGAACAACAUUGCUGAUCUUGCACCAAUUGAUGAGGGAUCCAACUACACAUUGAUUCUAGUUGACAAUCCAAUUUGUGAGGGGAGUCAGAAUAACGUGGCAAACUAUUGCAAUGUUUCUCCUCGUAAUCCCUCAAUUUCAACUACACCAAGUAAUUGUGCUGCCUGUAGUUCCCGCCAGGUUGCUUCCCCCAACUGUAAAUGUGCAUCUCCCUAUACACGGACUCUAGUCUUCUUAUUUGUUUCUUUCUCAAACUUGGAUGACGUCAAUUAUUACAAAGCUCUCUCAGACAAUCUCACAAGAUCUUUUCAGUCCAAAAACCUUCCUGUGGAUUCAGUUUCACUGAGUCAUCCGAGUUGGAGCUCAUCUUAUCAACUUGAAAUUAUCAUAGAAAUUUUCCCAUCCGGUGAUCAAGUUAGCUUCAACCAAACAGAAAGAUCAGCGAUUACAUCUGUUCUUAGCAAGCAGACUCUAGAGGGACGUCCAAAGUUUUUUGGACCCUACUCUUUUGUUGUUCUUUACACCAACUCUGGAGGAUCAAACAAGGCCGUGAUAAUUGGAACGGCAAUUGGUGGUUCUGUGCUCCUUUCAUUAUUAGUCCUUGUAGGGCUUUAUGCUCUCCACCAGAAGAGGAAAGCAGACGAGUCAUUGAGUGGAUCGAUCCCUUUGCAGACAGGGAUUUCAAAUAGCAGUGCUAGUGGUCCUCAACUAAAAGGAGCAAGAUUGUUCUCAUUUGAAGAGCUCAAGAAAUGCACCGAUGGUUUUUCAGAGGCAAAUGAUAUUGGAUCUGGGGGUUAUGGCCAGGUGUAUAAGGGAAUUCUUCCAACAGGCCAAAUGGUUGCCAUUAAAACAUUGGCCUUGUAGGUUAAACGGGAAUCUAUGCAGGGAGGAGUUGAGUUCAGAGCUGAGGUUGAGCUCCUAUCACGAGUACAUCAUAAGAAUCUUGUUGGCCUUGUAGGUUUUUGUUUUGAGCAAGGAGAACAAAUAUUGGUAUAUGAGUAUGUUCCAAAUGGUGAUUUGAGGGACAGCCUAUCAGGAAUUCCAUGGAAGUCCGGAAUCAGGUUGGACUGGAUGAGAAGACUUCAAGUAGCACUUGGUGCAGGGAGAGGUCUGGCAUAUCUUCAUGAACAUGCAAACCCAACCAUCAUACACCGGGACAUCAAAUCAAACAACAUACUACUCGAUAAAGAUUUAAAUGCAAAAGUUGCUGAUUUUGGUCUCUCGAAGUCAAUUACUGAUAGUGGAAUGGACCACUUAUCUACUCAAGUUAAAGGGACACUGGGCUACUUGGAUCCUGAAUAUUAUAUGACUCAACAGUUGACUGACAAGAGCGACGUGUAUAGCUUUGGCGUGGUAAUGUUGGAGCUGCUAACUGCUAGAAGGCCAAUAAUGCAAGGGAAUUAUAUAGUGAGAGUGGUACAGAUGACAAUGGAUAAGUCGAAAGAUUUGUACAACCUUGAUGAUAUUCUUGAUCCAUUCAUUGGUUUAGGAACAGAGCUGAAAGGUGUAGAAAUGUUUGUGGAUUUGGCAAUGUCUUGUGUAGAAGAAUUAAGGCAUAAAAGACCAAGAAUGGGGGAAGUGGUGAAACAGAUAGAGAACAUUAUACAAAUUGCUGCUUUGAACGCCGGUACUAAUCCAUUGUCAACUUCAGCAAGUUAUGAGGAAUAUGAGUGUAAGGACAGCGCCGAGGAUGUUUACAGCAGACCCUUUGAUUAUAGUGGAAGGGGUUUUUGACGGAUGAAGAUGGAAGUUUAGUGAGUAUGAUAAUUCUUUUAUAAUUUUUUUUUUUUUUUGAUCAAAUAAGAACUUCAUUAAUAAUGAACUGCUUACAACGAGUUUUUGGCGACAUCUCUUACUCAGAGAUGGCCACUAGACUUCCCACUGGGAACUCUAUAUAAUGACUCUAAACUUGCACUACAACUGUAUGACAAAGACAAUAAACGCAGGAGCAGUAAAUCCUUGACAUCGCGCCUCUCGUCCAGCCAGUAAGGACUCUAAGACUAGACAACUCACUUGUGUCAACACGAACUCACCAACCAGAGUCCUCCUGACCAGCUUUUGAUCGACCAAGCCAACACUCGUUGUGACCUAAACUCGACCAAAAGGAUUGCUGGACAUUCAAACCUGGGACU